Messenger RNA from Closterium sp. NIES-65, 3783 nucleotides. The record is from the annotation of a GenBank genome assembly. NCBI's taxonomy places the organism in Eukaryota, Viridiplantae, Streptophyta, Zygnematophyceae, Desmidiales, Closteriaceae.
AUGGCGAAGCGCAGGUCGUCGUUUCCCAUCGUGCGAUGGCUGCUCAUCGCGUGCGCCUUCUCCUUCGUGCUCGUUCAGAUUCGGAUGCUGAUGGUGGGAACGGAGUGCUCGGACCGCGUGAAGGUGCUCAUGGAGGCGCAGCGCAAGUGGGCCAACGAGGCUCGCGCGCUGCGGAAGAACCUGACAGAUGUCACCCGAGACGCGAUGGGGCUGGAGGAGGAGCUGGAGAAGGCGCAAACGGCUUACAAGCAGACGCGGCAAGUCGCGAUGGGGCUGGAGGAGGAGCUGGAGAAGGCGCAAACGGCUUACAAGCAGACGCAGCAAGGUGAGUGGCGCAGGCGCCCGCAUGGGUUCCACCAGUGUGGUAUGGAUUGUCGGUGCUAUGCAGGGGGAGCAGGGAGAGCAGGGAGGAUGCGGGGAGGGGGCGAGGCAAAGGAUGCCGUGGCAGCGGUGGUGAUCAUGGCGUGUAACCGCGUUGACUAUCUCGAUCGCACCAUCCAAUCCGUGCUGCUGCACCACAAGGGCGCUGACAGCAAGUUCCCCCUCUUCAUCUCCCAGGACGGCACGAAUGCAGGCGUCAAGGAGAGGGCCAAGCAGGCCCACCAGUUCACCUACCUACAGCACAUCGAGACAGCACCCCCCAGAAUGAACAACCCAGGGGAGAACAUUGCGUAUUACAGAAUAGCAGAGCAUUACAAGUUCGCCCUCACACAGCUCUUUGACCGACGCCAGUUUCCACGUGUCAUCAUUCUCGAAGACGACAUGGAGCUAGCUCCUGACUUCUUUGAUUACUUUGAGGCCGCCUCCAACCUGCUAGAUGUGGACGAUCAACAACAACUCGCAAACCCUCCAUCGUCCCCAUCCCAUCCUUGCAGGUCCAUCCUAGCAGUAUCUUCCUGGAACGACAACGGGCAGAAGCAAUUUGUGCACGACGCGCACCAGCUGUACCGCUCGGACUUCUUCCCAGGGCUGGGCUGGAUGCUGAGGAGAGAGCUGUGGGCGGAGCUCAAGCCCAAGUGGGCCAGGGCCUACUGGGACGACUGGCUGCGCCUCCCGGAGCAGCGCAAGGGCCGCCAGACCAUCCGCCCGGAGGUCUGCCGAACCUACAACUUCGGGGAGCAUGGUUCCAGCAUGGGUCAAUACUUCAGCCAGUACCUGGCACCCAUCAGGCUCAACACCGAGCCCAUCAACUGGGCUCAGAAGGACCUCAGUUACCUGCUGGACGUCAGCUACCCGUCCUACAUGCUCUCCCAGCUGCGUUCGGCUCGCCUCAUCCCACUUGCAGCAGUCAACACCGAGGUGGUAACCCCAUCGGAGCUCGGUUACGAUGUAAUGGUGGAGUAUCGGGAUGAAGGCAGUUUCGCGGAGCUUGCGGGGGAGUUUGGUGUUUUUCAGGAGUGGAAGGCAGGGGUGCCGCGCACGGCUUAUAGCGGGGUUGUAGUGUUUCGGUACCAUGGGCCGCACCGGGUGUUUUUUGUCGAGCCCGUUCCGCACCGGCGGCGCGCUCUCCGCGUAUCCGCUCCGCGCGCGCAAGCCGACAAUGGCUCGAGUCAGAGAAGCGGGCCGCGGUGGGACCCGUUAUUAGCAGACUCGGGAACAGAUUGCCCCGUGCCGGAGGAGCAGCAGCCUAUUAACGAGUACCAGAGCCUUCUAGAGAGCGCGGUGUUCCCGUGGGUCACGCUAGACGGCCUUAACUACGCGCUGCGGCUCCUGGGCAUUGGAGUGGUUGUCUCCGCGCUGAUUGGCUGGCCUAUCGCGUCGCUGACGUUCGAUCCCAAGAGGGACGCGCUACAGUGUCUGCUGGGGUCACUGGGCGGCGGCCAGUUGGCGGUUACGUUGGCGGCGCUUCGGCUGUAUCUGGGGUGGUCGUAUAUCGGCAACAGACUGUUCAGUGCUACAGUGGAAUACGAGGAGACGGGGUGGUAUGACGGGCAGGUGUGGGUGAAAACCCCCGAGCUGCUGGCGCGAGACAGACUGCUCGCCUCCUACAAGGUGGGUCGGGUGGCACACACACAGCAGAUAUCCUGCUUCUUCCUAGCCUCGCUAGACGCGCAGGUGUUGGUGAAGACCACCAGACCAGAGCUGCUGGCGCGAGACAGACUGCUCGCCUCCUACAAGGUGGGUCGGGUGGCACACACACAGCAGAUAUCCUGCUUCUUCCUAGCCUCGCUAGACGCGCAGGUGUUGGUGAAGACCACCAGACCAGAGCUGCUGGCGCGAGACAGACUGCUCGCCUCCUACAAGGUGGGUCGGGUGGCACACACACAGCAGAUAUCCUGCUUCUUCCUAGCCUCGCUAGACGCGCAGGUGUUGGUGAAGACCACCAGACCAGAGCUGCUGGCGCGAGACAGACUGCUCGCCUCCUACAAGGUGGGUCGGGUGGCACACACACAGCAGAUAACCUGCUUCUUCCUAGCCUCGCUAGACGCGCAGGUGUUGGUGAAGACCACCAGACCAGAGCUGCUGGCGCGAGACAGACUGCUCGCCUCCUACAAGGUGGGUCGGGUGGCACACACACAGCAGAUAUCCUGCUUCUUCCUAGCCUCGCUAGACGCGCAGGUGUUGGUGAAGACCACCAGACCAGAGCUGCUGGCGCGAGACAGACUGCUCGCCUCCUACAAGGUGGGUCGGGUGGCACACACACAGCAGAUAUCCUGCUUCUUCCUAGCCUCGCUAGACGCGCAGGUGUUGGUGAAGACCACCAGACCAGAGCUGCUGGCGCGAGACAGACUGCUCGCCUCCUACAAGGUGGGUCGGGUGGCACACACACAGCAGAUAUCCUGCUUCUUCCUAGCCUCGCUAGACGCGCAGGUGUUGGUGAAGACCACCAGACCAGAGCUGCUGGCGCGAGACAGACUGCUCGCCUCCUACAAGGUGGGUCGGGUGGCACACACACAGCAGAUAACCUGCUUCUUCCUAGCCUCGCUAGACGCGCAGGUGUUGGUGAAGACCACCAGACCAGAGCUGCUGGCGCGAGACAGACUGCUCGCCUCCUACAAGGUGGGUCGGGUGGCACACACACAGCAGAUAACCUGCUUCUUCCUAGCCUCGCUAGACGCGCAGGUGUUGGUGAAGACCACCAGACCAGAGCUGCUGGCGCGAGACAGACUGCUCGCCUCCUACAAGGUGGGUCGGGUGGCACACACACAGCAGAUAUCCUGCUUCUUCCUAGCCUCGCUAGACGCGCAGGUGUUGGUGAAGACCACCAGACCAGAGCUGCUGGCGCGAGACAGACUGCUCGCCUCCUACAAGGUGGGUCGGGUGGCACACACACAGCAGAUAUCCUGCUUCUUCCUAGCCUCGCUAGACGCGCAGGUGUUGGUGAAGACCACCAGACCAGAGCUGCUGGCGCGAGACAGACUGCUCGCCUCCUACAAGGUGGGUCGGGUGGCACACACACAGCAGAUAUCCUGCUUCUUCCUAGCCUCGCUAGACGCGCAGGUGUUGGUGAAGACCACCAGACCAGAGCUGCUGGCGCGAGACAGACUGCUCGCCUCCUACAAGGUGGGUCGGGUGGCACACACACAGCAGAUAACCUGCUUCUUCCUAGCCUCGCUAGACGCGCAGGUGUUGGUGAAGACCACCAGACCAGAGCUGCUGGCGCGAGACAGACUGCUCGCCUCCUACAAGGUGGGUCGGGUGGCACACACACAGCAGAUAACCUGCUUCUUCCUAGCCUCGCUAGACGCGCAGGUGUUGGUGAAGACCACCAGACCAGAGCUGCUGGCGCGAGACAGACUGCUCGCCUCCUACAAGGUGGGUUGGGCCGCACACAGCAGAUAA